AGAGAGAGAGAGAGAGAGAGAAAGCGAGAGAGAGAGAUGUGGAGCUGAGUUGACAAGCAAAGCAGCGACUCACUCGCACUCUGGAGCUUACAGCACUGAGCCUCUCGUCUUUCCUUUCUCCUCGCUCUCACUGCCCCGCUUUGCUUCACCACUGGAGGAGUUUUGCACAUCUCCUGUCCUGGAGUUGGAAGCAACACAGCUUUACUUAAGACUUGUGAAGGGAAAGCAGAAUAAACACGAAGGAUGGAGGAAAAGAAAGCACAGAAAAGGAGAAAGUGUUAAAAGAGACUGGAAUUGUGUAAAGAAACGUGGACAGACAGUUGGAAAAAAUAGACAAGAAAAAGUGUGCAAAAACUGAAAAGUAGCAGGAAGUGAAAACAAGUAGCAAGUGGAACACCUGAAUAGUAAGGUUGAUAAGAGAGACCAAGGAUCACUGGAAGUGUAACAGCCGUGGCGGCCCACAUGCCCAUCGAUUUCGUGUGCAAAAUCAAGUUUGCUGAGGGAGAUGAGGCCAAAGCGGCCCCACCGAAAGGAGGUGGUGGCAGCCCGAUAGACAAAGGAGCAGGCAUGGCUGACCUAGCUGCUUUUGCCAGGUCCUCAUCUCUGCAUGGCCUGGCUCAGGUGUUGGGGUCGUCAGGAUCAGGCCGGGCAAGCAUGAGGCGGACAGUGUGGGCCCUGGCCCUACUGGCGUCACUCAUGCUCUUCCUGUACCAAGCUUCCCGGAGCACAGGUACCUACCUGGAACACCCACAUGUGGCCGCACUGAGUGAGGAGAGCAGGCGUGAGCUCACCUUUCCUGCCAUCACGCUGUGCAACGUCAACCGCUUCCGCUUCUCUGCGCUCACCGAUGCCGACAUCUACCACCUGGCCAACCUGACCGGGCUGCCGCCAAAAAGCCGCGGCGGGCACCGUCCAGGUGAGCUGCACUAUCCGCCUCCUGACAUGCUGGACAUCUUCCAGCGCACUGGCCACCAGCUUGAUGAAAUGUUGAAGAGCUGCAACUUUAGUGGACAGAACUGCUCCGUACAGGACUUCAGUGUGGUGUACACACGCUAUGGGAAAUGCUACACCUUCAACGGGAAUAAGACCUCACCAAAGCGGACUCGGCAGGGUGGUAUGGGGAAUGGCUUAGAGCUGAUGCUGGAUAUACAACAAGACGAAUACCUCCCCAUUUGGAGAGAAACCAAUGAGACCACUCUGGAGGCUGGGAUUCGUGUUCAGAUUCAUAGUCAGGACGAGCCUCCCUAUAUCCAUGAGCUGGGAUUUGGAGUCUCACCAGGAUUCCAAACCUUCGUAUCCUGCCAGGAACAGAGGCUGUCGUACCUGCCUCAGCCGUGGGGAAACUGCCGCGCGUCGACAGAGCCAGUGAUCCCCGGAUACGACACGUACAGCGUGAGUGCCUGCAGACUGCACUGCGAAAGCGUCCAGGUGCAGAGAGAGUGCAACUGUCGGAUGAUACACAUGCCAGGAAAGGCGGAUAUCUGUACACCUGCAAAAGUGAAAUGUGCCGACAGAGCGCUCGCUUUGCUGGAGAUAAGUACAGGAGACUCAUGUGUUUGUGAGACACCGUGUAACGUCACACGCUAUGGAAAAGAGCUCUCGAUGGUUAAAAUUCCCAGCAAAGGGUCGGCACGCUUCCUCUCUCGCAAGUACCACAAAACGGAGGAGUACAUCAGGGACAACUUCCUCGUCCUGGAUGUUUACUUUGAAGCGCUGAACUACGAAACGAUCGAGCAGAAGAAAGCAUACGACAUAGCUGGACUGUUAGGGGACAUUGGAGGCCAGAUGGGACUUUUCAUUGGAGCCAGUGUUCUCACAAUAUUAGAGAUACUCGAUUACAUCUACGAGGUAAUCAAAUACAGGAUCAAAAGACUCCUGAGACCACAGAAGCACAAGAACCAGCAGAGCCUGAGGAGCCAGACGCAGAAAACAAAGAACCUACAUGACCUGAAUCUUAGAGCCCAGCUAACACCGAGCACCAUUGCAACAGUCAGACUAGAGGAAUUUAAGCCCAAAGAGGCUAAUGAUGGGACGAGAGGUCAACCCCAUAGUGUAUUUCCAGCUUCAGUGUUACCAAACCAUCACACACAAGCCACUGGACAGCAGGACUUUGCUUGCUAAGAGAUGAUUUCUCUAUAGUUUUCAUUACUGUUUACAAUAAUUUCUCAUUAGACUUUUGGCCCUUGGUUGGAACCACACACUGGAAUUAGAUGUUUCUGUUUAUCACCUGUAAAAGCUGCAGCCAAAGUCAAACCCACGGGGAGCUCACAGUGAAUGCCCCUUUUCAGCCAGUGUAAAGGUAUGUGGCUAGGUGGGGGGUCAAACUGGCUUAAACCGCCUCCGUUACAUCAGCACGUGGUUGCAUUGGCAUCGUCCUGCAGUAGCACCGGUGGAACAAGGCCAAUUUGAUUCACACAUGCUCUUAUACUGCAUGUAAGAUAUGUUCUUCAGUAGAUGCAUAGCAUUUUUAAGGAGGUUAUAUUUUAUUUAUUUAUCGGAUUUAAUUCUCUUACUCGAGAAAAACAAGCACAACACUUUUUUAAUCAGAAGGGUGAAAUUCCCAAAAACUUGUGUCCUUCAUUUUUUAGGUUUGCAUUUAAUAUAAAAAUAUAAUAAUAAUAGUAAUAAUAACAAUCAUCUAUUAAUUAAAUAUAUGAAUAAAUAAUAUUUAAUACCUGCAAUAUGAAAAUUGCUUUUUAUCUUUUACUUUUUCCAUUGAAUUUUAUUUGACUUUUUUAAUAUUUUUGUAUUAUUUUGCAUACCCAGUAAAGCAUCUUUACGCUACAUUUACAGUCCUUAAGUAUUUUUAGAGAGGUUUUGCAUUUUCCAGAAAAUUAGACCAGUAAUCCCUCAUGCCACACAAAAAAAAAAAAAAAACAACAACCUCAGAUCGCAUUCACCUCAAGGAUACAACACAAUUUUAUUUUCUUAUUUUAUUUUGCUGAUAGGACGACCAGAAAGGACUGAACUGCUGUAGAAUGAAAUUUAUCAUUUCUUAGUGCACUAGAUGAGAAUUUUUAACACACCUGUUGGAGCAUCGCUCACAUUUUCUUGUCUUGACUGAUUCAUUCAUUCAUCUUCUUACAGAGCUUAUAAAUACACGCAGUCAUGUUAUAGACCUUUGCUGGGAAAUGCCAACCGCAGUUCUUAUGAAAAGAGUCAUACUGAAAAUGCCAGCUUUGCCAACAGGGCUAAAGUGAGUUGGCUGAAGUGUUCAGUUAAAUAAUUUUGUUACUUUUCCAUGUGUCAUGUUUCUUAGAAUAAAACAAUAGCCUAUAGUGCCUCUGGGAGCCAGAUACUAAUAACAGCUCAUCCUAGAUUCAAAGGAAAAUCAAUAUUUGCUCAAAUAUUGCCUGUGGAUAUGGGAUAUGGAUCAGCAUGAUUUUUUUUUGUGCGUAACAAAGAUACUAGCCUCUCUUUUUGUUCAUUUUUUAAAAAGCACAUAAAACAUUAAAUCAAUAAACUAAUUUUUGUUUGAAGAACAGAAACGAAGGCUGACUAAUUGGAUGGUUUUAGAAAUUCAUUUCACAUACGUUUAAUAAGAACACACUGCCAGUCAAGAAAUGGUUUCAUUUCAGAAUGUCAGCAGAGUGAAUGGGACUUAUCAGACGUUUCAUCCUUACUUAUAAUGAUAUCAUUUCUAAUUUAAAAGUAAAAAAAAAAUCAUAAGGAUAC
Molecule: messenger RNA, 3675 nt
Organism: Tachysurus fulvidraco (yellow catfish)
Lineage: Eukaryota; Metazoa; Chordata; Actinopteri; Siluriformes; Bagridae
Gene: asic4b
Product: acid-sensing (proton-gated) ion channel family member 4b
Exons: 10
Coding region: 463-2121 (552 amino acids)
Biological process (GO): sodium ion transmembrane transport
Cellular component (GO): membrane
Molecular function (GO): ligand-gated sodium channel activity
Source: RefSeq, a predicted model, not a curated record